UGGAACAAACCUCGCUCGAGUUUGUGGGCAGAGCCGGGAGCAGGGAAAGCUGGGAACAGAAAAGAGGCUUUUCACGCUGUCGGCUGAGUCACACCAAGCGUAUAAAAUCAAGGCCAGGCAGUCGGAGCCGAGCGGAGGCACGAGGCACCGGCACUUUUGGACAGGAAACAGGUCCUGCAAACUGCAAGGAUGAUGUCACCUUUGCUCAUCCUCCCUCUGCUGCUGGGGACCACAGCACACGGCCCAGUGAACAGAGCAUCAUCCAGGGAUGUCACCACCUUCUUCCAGCUGGCUCAGGAAGGCACCUGGGAGAAUGUUAAUCUCACCAGCAUGUCCUGUGAAUAUUGGAAGAACAGGACGUGGAUCACCCUGCAGCUGACCAACAGCAGCCUGACAGCUUUCCCUGUGUGCCUUCCAGAGGCCCUGCAGGACUUGGAUCUCAGCAAUAACCUCUUGGAAGAGGUGAAUGGCACAGAGAUAGCAAACCUCCCACAGCUGCGUGUCCUCUCGCUGAGGCACAACCACCUCUGGUCAGUGAGGUGGGGAUCUGAAACCCUCAGCAGUCUCCUCAAGCUGGACUUGAGCUUUAACAAGCUGUCAUCUGUGCCAUCCUGCCACGGCUCUGCUCUACCUAACCUGAGGUGGUUGUCCUUGGCUGGAAAUCCACUGAUUGAAAUCCAGCCACUGGCUUUUUCCUGCUAUCCUCAGCUGCAGGUCUUGAACCUCUCUGCAACACUGCUUGGGCAGGAUGACAAUAGAGGAAUUAGAGACUCUGCUUUUGCCAUCAGCACAGAUCCCAACGAGGCCAUGAACAGGACUGGAAACUCCAUCAGUGUGCUUGAUCUGAGCAGGACCUUUUUUGAGAAAAUUCAACCAGAGUGGACCAGGGACUUGGCCAACCUCAGAUUGCUUAAACUGACAAGCAUGCCACGGUUAAGAAGCCUCGAUGGCAACUUCUUCAAGUCCCUGCCUGGUCUCCAAGAGCUGCACUGUCAGGACUCCCAUUCCCUGAGUUUUGUGCAGACAGAGGUGUUUGACAGUGCUCCUCACUUGAGGCAUCUCUCAUUUGAGAACUGUAACCUGAGUUCCUUUAACCCUUGGAACACCAAUUCAUCAGAUGGCAUCGCCAUCAACUUGUCUGGGAAUCCUCUGCUGUGCGACUGCCAGCUCUCCUGGCUGCUGUCCAAGCCCGAGAAAGUUGUUCUGGUAAAGGCUUCAGAGACUUUUUGCACAUCCCAGGAAGAUUCGGGCAGACCUCCAACAUCUUUUUCACUGCUGGAGCUCUACAAUAAAUGCCAGUCAGAGGGCAAUGUUACACUGCCCCAUUCAAACACAGCCCUUCCUGAUCAUGAUGCUUUCAGCUUCACCAGUGAUGAGACCUCUGCUCUAGUAACAACAGACUCAGCUCUGCUCACCACGGAUUUGACUCACACCAGCUCCCUAAUCCGGAGGGAUGUGAUGAGCACAGCAGCAUCCAGCCCAAUGCUAACCAAAGACACCUACACCAGCUCCCUGAUCUAUGGGGAUGUGAUAAGCACAGCAGCAUCCAGGCCAACACUGACCAAAGACACCUCUACCAGUUCCCUGAUCUAUGGGGAUGUGAUGAGCACGGCAGCAUCCAGGCCAACACUGACCAAAGACACCUCUACCAGUUCCCUGACCUAUGGGGAUGUGAUGAGCACGGCAGCAUCCAACCCAACGGAGCCGAUCCUAACAAAGGCCAACAGUUCCUCCCAUGAGGACAAGGCAGUUUCUGAAUCCACAAGUAACCCCCCUUCCUCAGCAUCUGUUACCUCCUUCCCAGUUUUUCUCCAAGAGCUCUUUGCUCAGUCCCCAGACCACAGCUCCACAAGCCCAUCUGGAACAGAACAGGUGCAGAGAGGGCUCAGAACAACCGACACAACAUUCCCCCAGGAAGGGCCGUUCAACCAGACCAAGGAUUAUUCCACUGGAGCAACAGGAGUCCCACACACCACCAACCAUCCCAUUCACUCCUUUGCCACCCAUGGCAGGGAAGGUGCCCUCCAGACAAGCCCUCCCCAGCUGAUCACCACGAGGAGCAGUGCCCACCCAGAGCCUGCACCCACCACACCACCACCACAUUACACCGAUGACUACGACUACGACGAGAAGCCAAAGGAAACCCCAGGGCUAACAGCCCACGUGAACUGUGACUACGAUUCUUGCAGGCACCUGCAGAAGCCAUGCAAGGAACUCCAGAACAUAACCCAGUGUUCAUGUCCUGGCACAUCAAGGGAAGAUGAGAUUCCAAACCCACCCAGGCUCAAAGAAGUGAUUGAAAUCACUGACAGCUCUGCACAGAUACGCUGGUGUGCCCCACACUCAGUUGUUCACAGUUAUGAGCUGGUGCUUCAUGCCCAAGACAACGAGGACAGGCAGUUUGUCAUGGACAACAUCUACCCCACGGCCAGGCAGCACACUCUGUAUGGCCUGCUGCCAUUCACCACUUACCACAUCUGUAUCACUGCCUCCAACAAAGCAGGCUCAAGCCGGAACACAGGCCACGAAACUCCAGGUAAUUCGUGUACCAGCUUUAAAACAAAACCCAGCUACAAGUAUAUUUUUGCUGGUCUGUCUGCAGCAAGUGGACUCUUUCUCAUUACCACAAUUGUUUUAUCUGUAUGUCUGUGUAAGGCAUGUAAAAAGCCUCAGAGUGAGCAGUAUGGUACACACUUAGUCUCCUACAAAAACCCAGCAUUUGAUUAUCCUUUAAAAAUACAAACCACUAAUUAGCUCUGGGUGAUUGUUCCAUGCAUUCAAAGUUCACUGUCUCCAUUGCCAUGGUUUGUUUUUGUGGGACUCUGAAAAUGUGCUUCAGUAAAAAACUAUGAACCAUCAGAUUCCAUAACCCUGACGUUUCUAAGGGAGAGAAAACCACCAAAAAAAGAGGAAAAAAAACUAAUAAUGAAGGUAGUCAACCAGAAAAAAGUCUUUGGACUCCUGUUCCUGUGCUAAGCAGCAGCAAACCUGCACACUAACCUUGAAAAGUUGUUUUUGUAAUCACAAACAAAUAGAGUGGCAUAAAUUUCACACAGUGAGAGGCUGCUGGCCAGCUGCCUGCCUCCAGCAUCUCUCAUGAACACAGCCAGAUGAGAGCUGUAAUCCAAGGUGCAUUAAGCUGAGCAAGACACACUCUGCUUUUAUUCACACAGGAAAGCUGGGGAUUCCAUUUUUUAAAGGUACUAUCCAUAAAGAGAGUAAAGCUGAAAGGAGUGGGCUCAGUGACAAGGUGCUGCACAGAUCUAACUCCUCUAAGCAAGUGCAGUGGAUGCACAUGAUCAACCUAACUUCAGGAAAAAGAAACGUGAAAUUUAAUUGUGCUCACAGAUUGUGCAGGAUCCUUAGGGCAGGGGUAAUUAUUUUGUUCUGACUUUUUAUGAGGUUGUCCACAACUGAGCCUCCCAAGUGCUUCCCAAGCACAAGGUAAUGGGGGGGGUCUGCAGUGCAGCAGUGACCCACAGAAGAGGUGGGGGGAUUAUUUUAACAUUUGCUUUUAAUGUUUAACAUUGGAUUUUAAGCAGAGAGGAUGUUCCAUCCCAAUUAUCCGUCCCAGCUACAGAUUUAGCAGCUGAUGAUUUACCUCAUACAGGGGCAAAAAGCCAAGUAAUGAAGCAAUUUCAUCCAUGUGCUACUGAGACUUGAAAAAGCCAAAUCUCCUGCACCAGCAGCAAACAGUUCUGCAGACACCAUUCAAAUGAACUCUUGGGUUCUGUACAAUAAUAGUAACAAAUGCUGACAAUCCCAACUUUGAGCUAGAAUCUAAAGAGGUGUCCCAAGCUGAUAUUUUCCCAUAGAUUCCAGUUCCAGGAGCUGCUGAGGGGAAGGUGCUGUGCUGUACAAAAAAGUCUCUGUUCCAUUCUUUUGGGGUUUUUAAUGCUUUCAGUAUUACAGAAAUAAAAGCCACAGAGCUAUGUUCUGGUUUUUUGUUAAAGAUGUGGAUCUUGGUGUUGUCUUUAUAAUCUACAAUG
Messenger RNA from Catharus ustulatus (Swainson's thrush), 3989 nucleotides. RefSeq names its product leucine rich repeat neuronal 4 (gene LRRN4). NCBI's taxonomy places the organism in Eukaryota, Metazoa, Chordata, Aves, Passeriformes, Turdidae. Bases 190 to 2754 code for a protein of 854 amino acids. The record is from RefSeq and is a predicted model, not a curated record. Gene Ontology annotation, molecular function: protein binding. The transcript has 5 exons.